AUGACAAUUGAAUCAUUUAAUGAAGCUCCUUUAUCAUUUUUUGCAUGCGUGUAUUCUACAAGUGGUGAUUUAAAGUUCUCUUAUACACUUGCUUACAAAUUAUGUUCAAUAAAUAGUCAAUUCUUCGAAUAUUUGAUGUCACUACCAUCAUCUGAAGCAAAUCAAAGGUUUGUUGCAAAUUUGUACUCAGAAAAUCUCAAUUUUGAUCAAGAAAUUUUAAAAGAUUACAUAAUUUCAGCUUUAAAUGCUGCUGAGGAGCCAAUUGAGAUUUCAACAUCAAUAUAUUUACUAAUUAAAUGUAUAGACUGCUUUUCUGAUUCAGAAUUAUCUGAAAUUUCCAAUUCUUUAGUUAUGGAAUUAUUUUCAAUGAAUGAAUAUGAUGUAAUCUUGUGUAUGGCGUGCAAACUAUGUUCUGCACUUAGUAUCAGAUCAAUUGAACUUCCUGCUGAUGUUAUUCCGAUUUUAGUCGAAUUAACUAACUCUAUAAUAUCAAAAUACUCAUCAAAAGCACUUUGUAACACUGCACAGCACUUAAGAUCAAGUGUUCUCCCUGUUGCUUCUGAUAUUCUCAAUGUUCUUUUCGAAUCAAUUGAAAUUGAUUUGAAAUCUUUUGCUGAAGAAGAAGAUACUGAUGAAGAUCUUGAGGAUUUAAUCAGAAAAAGAGCUAAUUCAAUUAUUGAACUUCUUUAUAUCUCUAAAAUUCCAAUUGAAGACGAAAAAAUAGUUGAAAUUUUCGUUAACUUGCAAAACUGUGGCUUUUAUAAGAAAUUCAUAAGAAUGUGUAUUGUUGUUAUUAUGAACCUUUCACCAAUUUCGCCACAAAUCGCUCAAAUAAUUUUUGCAAACUUAAAAGACAAUAAUGAGGCUCAAAACUACAUUGAUUUAUAUCUUGAAGCGUUUAUGCAGCUAAUAUUGAUUGAGCCUGCUGCAUUUUGUUCAUCAAUUAACGUUGAUGAAUUGAUUUCAUGUAGUCUUGAUGUUUUUACCACAUCAAAGAACUUUUUUCACUAUAACGCAGCUGCGGAUAUGCUUUGCUGGUGUAUUCUUCAACAUUGCCACGGAAAUAAUUCUCAAAUAAUUUUUAGAACUGUUUCUGAGGCAUCUAUUUUAGGAAACCAUCAAUUUUUAUCUGAUUUAGUAUUGACAUCAUUACAAAUUGCUGGUGAUAAUGUUCUAAAUGAAGAUGAUAUUCUGAGAUUGAAUGAUAUUGUUGCAAAUGAAUAUAUAUACAGGAAACAAGAUAUAUUUUUAUUUAUAGAGUUAUAUUCUCAACUCAACAACUCAGAAAUUGUUAAUUUACUGAAAUCCCAACUUAAUAAGCUUGAAACACUUUCAAAACCUGAAAUGGAUCUUCUAUUUGAUAGUCUCCCGUUAUCUUUUCAAGUAGUUAAUCCGCAUGAUGAUUUUCCCCUCAAAAAUCAUGUGAAUUAG
This is a messenger RNA of Trichomonas vaginalis G3, 1431 nucleotides long. Its product is annotated as armadillo (ARM) repeat-containing protein family. Bases 1 to 1431 code for a protein of 476 amino acids. NCBI's taxonomy places the organism in Eukaryota, Parabasalia, Trichomonadida, Trichomonadidae. The record is from RefSeq and is a predicted model, not a curated record. The transcript has a single exon.